Vigna radiata var. radiata (mung bean) is the source of this 883-nucleotide messenger RNA. RefSeq names its product nucleolar transcription factor 1-A. Lineage: Eukaryota; Viridiplantae; Streptophyta; Magnoliopsida; Fabales; Fabaceae. Bases 122 to 736 code for a protein of 204 amino acids. The record is from RefSeq and is a predicted model, not a curated record. The transcript has 4 exons.
GAAAAAUACUCAUGAAGAAAGACAAAUGACGAUGAAAUUGUGUAACAGUGAAUGAAAUUGAGAAAAGUAACAGGAAAAAAGAAGUGUCAAUCUGAUCUAAUCUAAAUUUAGAUAAUUGUUUAUGGCCACGGAAAUCAAAAACACCACUGUGAAGCCCAAAUCAAGUGCCCCAGAUGGUUCUUCCAAGGGAAAAAAGGAUUCUUCAGCUGUCAAGAAGAGAGUAGAAUCUGCCUCGACAAAAUCUGGGGUUAAAUCCAAAUCGACUUCGUCCUCUUCAGAGACAACAACGAAGACAACUAUAAAAGUGAGAGAGAAGAAAGUCUACACUCUUCACGGGCAGAAACAUGAUCCUCCAGAACAGAAAGAACCGCUGCGGGUUUUCUAUGAAUCAUUGUCAAAACAGAUUCCAACAAGCGAAAUGGCUGAAUUUUGGUUAAUGGAACAUGGUUUGCUGUCUCCAGAAAGUGCUAAGAGAGCAUUCGAGAAGAAGCAAAGGAAACAAAAGGAGCUACGGGCUGCAACUCCAGUUAAGCCAUCAAAGCCAGAAACUAAAACUGAAACUUCCCAGAAGCAACAACAGGCUUCCAAGAAUGGUGACACAAAAGCUAAGAAAAAAAUUGUCGAAAGUGAUGAUGAUGAUGAUGAUGAUGAUGAUGAUGGUGAUGAUGAAGAAGAAGAAGAUAAUGAUAAUGAUGAUAAUGAAUUCAUUUUAAGUCAUAAAAGAAGAAAAGGGUAGUAAGAAGAAAAGCUUAUGAAUGGCUAUAGCAGUGUUCCACAUUGCUUCAGAAAACAUACAUUUAACUUAGAAAAAGAAUCAAAGAUGUCAAAAAGACAAAAUAAGGAGAAGAAAUUUCCCACACAACCUAACAAUUGUUAGAUGAAC